Molecule: messenger RNA, 954 nt
Organism: Passer domesticus (house sparrow)
Lineage: Eukaryota; Metazoa; Chordata; Aves; Passeriformes; Passeridae
Product: basic proline-rich protein-like
Exons: 4
Coding region: 1-840 (279 amino acids)
Source: RefSeq, a predicted model, not a curated record
AUGGGCAUUGCUGGGAUGAACAGAGUGAAAGGAAGCAGCACAGGGACAGAGAGCAGCUCGCGGCCUCCCCGCUCCGGCCCGGCCCGCGGCUCCGGGGCCGGAUCCACGAGCGGGCCGGGCAGCCACCACCGCCGCCCCCGCGCUCCGGGGCCGGGAGCGCGCCCGGGAGAAGAAAGGCGGGCGGGCGGGCCGGGCCCGACCGCCCCUUCCCCCGUUCCCCGCGGCGUGACUCAGUGCCGGGCUCCGCGCCGCCGCCUUCGCGUCCUGCCGGGCCGGGCCGGGCUGGGCCAGGCCUCGCUGCGACACAACGCCGCGGCCUCCCUGCACUCACCAGCAUCGCGCGUCCCGCAGAGUCAGGGCCACGUCCGCCCGCCCCUUCCGCCUCCGCCGGGCCCGGAUCCGCCGCCGCCGCCGCCUCCCCCCGGCGCGGCCCGGGGAUCGCGGAGGCGCCGCCCCUCGCAGCCGCCCCGCCCCGGCUCACGGCGGGCGGGGGAACCGGGGCUGCGGCUGCCCGCGCUGGCAGGGCCCGGUGGGGCUGGGCCUCGGCCUCGGCCUCGGCCUCCGGCGGAGCCUGCCCGCCCGCAUGAGCUGCUCGGCGGGGGAGGCCGGCCGACCGCCAUCUCCUUGGCUGCCAGGCCCGGCCCUGCCCGAGGGGUCGUUGCUCCGACCCCUCCCCAAGUUAGUCCAGUGCCACAAGAGCUGAAGGAUGAGCUGAAUGACUUGGAAGUGAUGGUUGAUGGAAAACUCAACAUGAGCCGGCAAGUUGACAUGAUAAGACUUUCCUCCAUCCAUAGGGGGAUAUCCCAGAAGUAUGUUACUAUAUUUCUUCUUCUGAGAUAGAAGGAAUAAUGAAGUCUUCUCCUUAGGUAAAUUCUUUGGUCUGGCAACAGGUAGCAAGAACUUCUGCUCACCCUUCAAGUACUCUGCACAGCAAAUACUUGCCUUCAGAAUGAA